Molecule: messenger RNA, 1747 nt
Organism: Coregonus clupeaformis (lake whitefish)
Lineage: Eukaryota; Metazoa; Chordata; Actinopteri; Salmoniformes; Salmonidae
Exons: 2
Coding region: 395-1225 (276 amino acids)
Biological process (GO): regulation of toll-like receptor signaling pathway
Source: RefSeq, a predicted model, not a curated record
CAGAAGCUGAAAAGCAGGGGCAGUGAGUGUUCUAAUUUUAGUUCUUACAAUGCUUCCUCUUUUUAACAUUAGCUACUCAGAAGCUCAGUACAAUUAGGGACAGCACACUACCGUGGAUGCUCACCAGUUAGAGAAAUCUGUAGCUAACUUGUAAACCUUGUAUUAGUGGACAGACUAAAGGAACACCAUCUAUUGUAAAAACAGGUAGGGAUAUUGUCAGUAUCUGUCAUGUGUUUUAUACUAUGUUAUGUUUUAUGUGACCUGGCAAGAGAAUCUAAGUAUUUAUUUAUCUUUCGAGCCUGAUGGGGGGUGGUUUCCUGGAACCAGAUCUAUGGAGAAUCACAAUUGAAAGUGCUAGUUGGUGUGGUUUGCUGCUAUGUUGUAUUGAGACAAUAUGCACUGUUAUGUAGUGGUUGUCAUGUUGGGAGAAGCCUUCAUCAGAGUCUUCAGGUACAGGGAAGAGGAUUGUGACCCCCAUUCCACAAAGGCUCAGGAACGUCCACCACAUCCUGCCCCCAAUAACAUUCUGACCCCAGGUUCAAUGUCAGGAAACAUGGAAGGUCUGGUGCAGUCUGGUCCUAGAGUGACAACCAGGCUCAGUGAUGCCCUCACCAUCCCCAAUAGCCACAGUGACGACUAUGGUGACCUGGAGCUCUAUCGCUCCUGGUGCUGCACCACCUUCUGCAAAGACUACCCCGACCUGCAGCUCAGAGGGGACCAUGUGGGAAACAGGAGCUCAGAGAGCCCGCGGCUGGAGAAGGAGGUGUUCGAAGGACCACUUCUUCAGUCGCAGGACCUGGGAGAGAUGGAGGCCUUGGAACCCACAGGGCCUGUGGAGCCUGGGGUACAGGUGGAGUCCCAGCCCCUGCAGGAUGAGGGUUACCUGGUCAUGGACAGCAGCAUCAUCACCCUGAACAGGGAGCCUCUGUCCAAUUCCAUGCUGAAUGGCUAUCUGGAGAGUAAGCUGCUGGAGGUGUACAGACAGCACAUGCAGGACAGCCUGGCCCGGGGCAGCUCUCCCCUGGCCCAGACCCCUCCCCAGGGCCUCUUACCAGCCCCAGUAAUGCAGCUCAGCCUGCAUCUCUGUCAGGACCAUGGCCUGGACUCCAGUACGGCCCAGAGCAUCGUCAUCCACUACCUUAGCGCCUGCACCGUGGCUAGCUCCCACUUCAGCUCCCCCAACCUGCGCAUCUCCAACCCUGAGCCCAGAAGAAAGGCCACCUGACUGAAACCAGCAGUAGUUCCACUUUGUCUGCCGACUCUAACACACUUGAGAAUGGUCUACAGAUUUGGUUUCGUUUUCUCUAUACUGAAUCUGUAAACUUGGUGGUCAGUUACAUUGCAUUCGGUUCAAGAGGUAAAUUAAAUUGAUAGUUUGGGAAGGAGAUCCCUUCAUUUUGUUGAAUUGUUAGAAGAAAUAUCUUUAGAAAAUGACACAAUGUCCAUAAUAUCUACUUCAUAAAUGCAACCAGUUCCUGUAAUGUAAUACUUGAGACAAUGUCAAGCUUUCAAGUUGAAGGACAAAGAGGAGAAAAACUGUAAGGUGAGGGAUAACUUAGUCCUUGUAAAACAUAUUGGUUCUAGUUUCUGAGAAAUGAUUCCUCACAGAUAUCGCAGAUCUGAAAUUAUAUUUUCAUAACCACAGACUAUUACAAAACAGUAAAAAAUGCUAUUUCGCUAUCUUGGUUGUCAAAAAAAAGUUGGAAAUUAUUGACACCUCCUGUCAUACAUAAACAUUGCAUGUUUA